AUGACUUUCACAGCUACUAACCCAGAUGGAGUACGCAUUGUGGACAUAUUUUCUGCGAUUGUAGUCGCCUCUGCAAAAAAGUACGACAUGCUGUCGCUCCUCUCCAAUGGAAUUAUGUCGCAACGCCUACACUCGUAUCAGGCCCCUGCCUUGUUCACCAAAGCAGAAAUCUUAGGAGAGUCAAAAUACUUUGCAGGUUUCUCAAAUAUCACUGGAAGUGCAGGGUCAGCCUCUGUUGUUGUUGAAACAGAAACCUCAGCUGCGUCAGCUCUUGCACUGCGCAAAAUCGACUUCUAA
Psilocybe cubensis is the source of this 297-nucleotide messenger RNA. RefSeq lists its product as uncharacterized. Bases 1 to 297 code for a protein of 98 amino acids. The transcript is spliced from 3 exons. The record is from RefSeq and is a predicted model, not a curated record. Lineage: Eukaryota; Fungi; Basidiomycota; Agaricomycetes; Agaricales; Agrocybaceae.